Molecule: messenger RNA, 984 nt
Organism: Echinops telfairi (small Madagascar hedgehog)
Lineage: Eukaryota; Metazoa; Chordata; Mammalia; Afrosoricida; Tenrecidae
Product: olfactory receptor 1030-like
Exons: 1
Coding region: 1-984 (327 amino acids)
Biological process (GO): sensory perception of smell; G protein-coupled receptor signaling pathway
Cellular component (GO): membrane
Molecular function (GO): odorant binding; G protein-coupled receptor activity; olfactory receptor activity
Source: RefSeq, a predicted model, not a curated record
AUGAAAAUGAAGAUAGUUCCCAAACACAAUCGCACUGAGGCAACUGAAUUUAUCCUCCUAGGACUGACCAGCCGGCCAGAGCUGCAGCUCAUCCUUUUUGUGGUGUUUCUCCUGAUUUAUCUCAUCACCAUGACUGGGAACUUAGGCAUGAUGUUACUCAUCCGCUUCACGCCUCGACUGAAAACCCCUAUGUACUUUUUCCUCUCCCAUUUAGCAUGUGUGGACAUUUUUUAUUCCACAAAUGUCUCUCCCAAGAUGCUUGUUAACUUCUUAUCUGUGAAAAAAACCAUUUCUUAUGCUGGAUGUCUUACCCAGUGUUUUGUAUUUGUGACUCUGUUGCUUACUGAGUACUACAUGCUUGGUGCUAUGGCCUAUGACCGGUACAUGGCCAUCUGCAACCCUCUGCAUUACAGCAGCAAAAUGUCCAGACCUGUUUGCAUCUCCCUGGUCACCUUUCCCUACCUGUGGGGCUCUAUGGUAGGGACAAUGCAAGUAAUAUUGACUUCUCGCCUAUCUUUUUGUGGACCCAACACCAUCAACCAUUUCUACUGUGCUGACCCACCCCUUCUAAUGUUGACGUGCUCUGAUACUUAUAUCAAGCAAACUGCCUUGUUUGUGUCUGCAGGGAUUAACCUCACAGGUUCCCUGUUCAUCAUCCUCAUUUCCUAUGUUUUCAUUUUCAUCACCAUCCUAAGGAUGCGCUCCAGUGAGGGGCAACGCAAAGCUUUCUCUACCUGUGGCUCCCACUUGACGGCCGUCACCAUGUUCUAUGGGUCCCUCUUCUGCAUGUAUCUGAGGCCUGCAAAUGUGCAGUCUGUUGAGCAAGGGAAAAUUGUGGCAGUGUUUUGCAUAUUUGUGAGUCCCAUGCUGAAUCCGUUCAUCUACAGCCUGAGGAACAAGGAUGUGAAGCAAGCUUUGAGAAGAGUGUUUGUGAAAAAGCUUGGUAAAAUACAGAGACCUUCUAUUUCUACUAUCUCUCAAUAA